GCGGCGGGAGCCUGGUUCCGCGCCCGGUCGGGGUCGGCAGGGCGGCGCUCGCGGAGUCCGGCGGCGCCAUGGGCAAGAAGCACAAGAAGCACAAGGCCGAGUGGCGCUCGUCGUACGAGGAUUACGCAGACAAGCCCCUGGAGAAGCCCCUGAAGCUAGUCCUGAAGGUCGGAGGGAGCGAGGUGACUGAGCUCUCAGGCUCUGGCCACGACUCCAGUUACUACGAUGACAGGUCAGACCACGAGCGGGAGAGGCACAGAGAGAAGAAAAAAAAAAAGAAGAAAAAGUCAGAAAAGGAGAAACACCUCGACGAUGAGGAAAGGAGGAAGCGAAAGGUGGAGGAGGAGAAGAAGCGGAAACGGGAGAAGGAGCACUGUGACACGGAGGGUGAGGCUGAUGACUUCGACCCGGGGAAGAAGGUUGAGGUGGAGCCGCCCCCAGACAGACCGGUCAGGGCCUGCCGCACACAGCCAGCUGAAAAUGAGAGCACACCCAUUCAGCAACUGCUUGAACACUUCCUACGUCAACUGCAGAGGAAAGAUCCGCACGGGUUUUUUGCUUUCCCCGUCACGGACGCUAUUGCUCCUGGAUACUCGAUGAUAAUAAAACACCCGAUGGACUUUGGCACGAUGAAGGACAAAAUCGUCGCUCACGAAUACAAGUCUGUCACAGAGUUUAAGGCAGAUUUCAAGCUCAUGUGUGACAAUGCCAUGACCUACAACAGGCCGGACACUGUGUACUACAAGCUGGCCAAGAAGAUCCUGCACGCGGGCUUCAAGAUGAUGAGCAAAGAACGGCUGUUAGCUUUGAAGCGCAGCAUGUCGUUCAUGCAGGACAUGGAUUUCUCUCAGCAGGCAGCGCUCCUGGGCAGUGAGGACACGGCCGUCGAGGAGCCAGUGCCUGAAGUCGUGCCUGUGCAAGUAGAAACAGCCAAGAAAUCCAAAAAGCCCAGUAAAGAAGUUCUUAGCUGCGUGUUUGAGCCGGAGGGGAAUGCCUGCAGCCUGACAGACAGCACCGCAGAGGAGCACGUGCUGGCGCUGGUGGAGCAUGCGGCCGAUGAGGCACGUGAUAGGAUCAACCGCUUCCUGCCCGGUGGCAAGAUGGGCUACCUCAAGAAGAAUGGCGACGGGAGCUUGCUGUACAGCGUGGUCAAUGCUGCUGAGCCUGAUGCUGAAGAGGAGGAGACACUUCCCGUGGACCUGAGCUCCCUCUCCAGCAAGCUGCUCCCGGGCUUUACCACUCUGGGGUUCAAAGAUGAGAGGAGAAAUAAAGUCACACUUCUUUCAAGUGCAAGUACUGCUCUCUCAAUGCAUAAUAAUUCGGUAUUUGGUGACCUGAAGUCUGACGAGACAGAGCUGCUCUAUUCUGCCUACGGGGACGAGACAGGUGUGCAGUGUGCACUGAGCCUGCAGGAGUUUGUGAAGGAUGCAGGGAGCUACAGUCAGAAGUUGGUGGAUGACCUCCUGGACCAGAUUACUGGGGGCGACCACUCCAGGAUGCUGGUCCGGCUGAAGCAGAAGAGAAGCAUCCCGAUAAAGCCCCCAGAGGAAGGAAAGGUUGGAGACUCGCUUGGAGACAGUAGUAGCUCCGUUCUGGAUUUCAUGUCCAUGAAGCCGUACUCUGACGUCUCUCUUGACAUCUCCAUGCUCAGCUCUCUGGGGAAGGUCAAGAAGGAGCUGGACCACGAUGAGGGCCACCUGGGUCUGGAUGAGACAACAAAGCUGCUGCAGGACCUGCACGAGGCACAGACGGAGCGUGGUGGCUCCCGACCCUCAUCCAACCUCAGCUCCCUGUCCAACACCUCUGAGAGGGACCCGCAUCACCUGGGCAGCCCGUCUCACCUCAGCGUCGGGGAGCAGCCAGACGUGGCCCACGACCCCUACGAGUUCCUGCAAUCCCCGGAGCCAGCCACCUCCACCAGCAGCUAGCUUCCACCUGGCCUGUGGCCAUCUCUGCAAGCGAGUGUCAUCUGCACGGUUGAUCCCUGUAGGACACAGACUUGUUUGUCCCUUCUAGGGGGACACAGCCAGGAUGAAAAGACCCCCAAGAUGGCAUCCCGGCCGCGAGGUGUAGCAUUGUGUGUACAUAGGCAGGAGUCCUGAGGAGUGCCGUGGCAUAAAUGUGCGUGAGACCAGGUUCUGCGGCACUGUGGUCUGUCCCGGCAGGGUGGGUGUCCCUCUGUCCUUUCCUGAGCCUCCACGGGGCACUGAACCCUCAGCCUUGGGGUGCUGAGCCCUUCCUGUGGAAGCCAGGAAGCUUUGGCCAGCCCCAGCCUGCCUGCCCCACAAUUCCUUACGUAGGUGAGGGUGGUAGUCCAUCCAUCCACCGGGCCUGUGUUGCCUGGGCGAGUGAAGGUGAGAGCCCCCCAGAUCUGUAUUUCUGGGACAAGUGAGGGUGGGACUCCCCCAGUUCUGCAUUCCCAAGGCGGGUGAGAGUGGGAGCCCACCCAUCCUGUGUUCUUGAGGCAGGCAAGGGUGACGCCCACACAGGUGCUCCCAGCAUCCAGGGCCAGGCCACAGAGCCCGCCUGCCCAUCGGGGUCUGCAGCUCGCUGGCUCCUCCUCAGUGUCUGAGCGUGAGAGAGGUAUACACUGUUCACCUGUGGAAAGACAUUCCGUGCUCACAGCACUCCUCUCGGGGUCUUCUGGCUGGACAACUGUAUAUUUACAAAUCACUGUAAAUGAAGACCGUAAUAAAGAGAUGAACAGAU
Messenger RNA from Loxodonta africana (African savanna elephant), 2709 nucleotides. RefSeq names its product bromodomain containing 9 (gene BRD9). NCBI's taxonomy places the organism in Eukaryota, Metazoa, Chordata, Mammalia, Proboscidea, Elephantidae. The record is from RefSeq and is a predicted model, not a curated record. Bases 69 to 1928 code for a protein of 619 amino acids. Gene Ontology annotation, biological process: regulation of transcription by RNA polymerase II. Gene Ontology annotation, cellular component: nucleus. The transcript has 16 exons.